AUGAAGUACUCGCCCUCAGUGAGCUCCUCGCGGCGGAAGUCCCGUAAGGCGCACUUCACCGCCGACUCGGCCACCCGCCGCAAGAUCAUGACGGCGCCGCUGUCCAAGGAGCUGCGGGAGAAGUAUGGCAUCAAGCGUCUCCCCAUCCGCAAGGACGACGAGGUGAAGCUGGUGCGCGGGAAGCACGCGAAGGGCGACCAGGACCUCCAGGGCAAGGUGGUGCAGGUGUACCGGAAGAAGUGGGUCAUCCACAUUGAGCGCCUGGCUCGGGAGAAGUCCAACGGCCAGACCGUCAACAUCGGCAUCUGCCCGUCCAAGGUGACGAUCACCAAGGUGAAGGAGGACAAGAACCGGAAGGAGCUGAUCGAGCGCCGGAAGAACGGCGCCGCGGCCGCCCGCGGCAAGCUCUCGGAGGCUGAGGUCCGCGCCAUGGCCGAGGUCGACUGA
This is a messenger RNA of Pedinophyceae sp. YPF-701, 447 nucleotides long. NCBI's taxonomy places the organism in Eukaryota, Viridiplantae, Chlorophyta, Pedinophyceae. The record is from the annotation of a GenBank genome assembly.